AUCUGUGUUGCGCACGUUGCGCAAUCGAAGCCAACUGUCAUUGUCAAAAGAUUUUGCGUCUUCGAUAUUAAGACUUAUUGUUUCUUAUACGUUUCCCUAAGAUAAGAAACUAUAAAAACGAAACAUGUCGACAAAGAUCCGGUUAUUAGUUCCUGCUAAAGUCAUACGAUAAUCGAUCGGAGUACGAGACUCGUCAGCACCAUGUAUUGUUUGCAAUGGCUGAUUCCUGUGCUACUUAUACCGAAGCCUGUGAACCCGGCACUUGUGAACACUCAUGUUAUGUUCAUGGUGCUAUAUCUGAUUGGAUUUUUCCUCGAAAGGAAACCGUGUACAGUAUGCAGCUUUGUGUUUCUAGCUGCUGUUAUACUUAUAUGUUACAGCGGCAUAGGCAAUUGUUUAUUUUGGGCUAGUCAAUGUGAAGGUGAAAAAUACGACACUUAAUAUGCAACGAAUCUUCCAGAGUUACCUUCCAAGAUGCUCAAAUGCAAUCAAGUGUUGCUGUCAUUAAAAAUGGCAGCAAAAUCAAGUGCGAACGGAUGGGAAAAUUCGAUGGCGCUAGUUUUUUUCAUGCAAUCCAUUGCAAUCGUUUUUUGUGUAUAUUUUUGUAAAUAAAGUGUUUGUUUUGUUUACAUUACUGUUGUGUAUAGAUAAUAUAGUUUGAUGUUGACGGUGACAUGUCAUAGGUACUUAUGUGUCUUAAUUUUGUUGAUAAUUGAAAUAAUAUGAAGCAAUGGAGUGUACAGUUAUUAUUAGUAGCAUAAUAUAUUAUG
Messenger RNA from Papilio machaon (common yellow swallowtail), 770 nucleotides. RefSeq names its product bladder cancer-associated protein (gene bc10). The record is from RefSeq and is a predicted model, not a curated record. The transcript has a single exon. NCBI's taxonomy places the organism in Eukaryota, Metazoa, Arthropoda, Insecta, Lepidoptera, Papilionidae. Bases 202 to 441 code for a protein of 79 amino acids.